Molecule: messenger RNA, 1044 nt
Organism: Fragaria vesca subsp. vesca
Lineage: Eukaryota; Viridiplantae; Streptophyta; Magnoliopsida; Rosales; Rosaceae
Product: germin-like protein subfamily 3 member 2-like
Exons: 1
Coding region: 153-797 (214 amino acids)
Cellular component (GO): cell wall
Molecular function (GO): manganese ion binding
Source: RefSeq, a predicted model, not a curated record
AAUAAGAUUGUAUGAUAGCACAAUUCAGAUAAGAGAGGUUUUGUUUGAAUUCGGAACAGGUCCAUUGCAUUUUGGGUGAGCAUCUUCUACUUGUAUGCGUGUUGCAAGAAAUUAUUGCGCUAUUGACACUACCGUGUUGAAUCUGUGUAAAAAUGUUCACCAAAAUGGCACUUCUUUUUGUGAUCUUCCUCAACAUCUAUGUCAGUUUGGCGUCUGAUCCGGAUCCGGUCCAAGACUUCUGCAUAGCCAACACAGCAGAAUCUGCAACUGCAAGCAAUGCCAUCCAAUGCAAGAAUUCAUCCCUUGCCACAGUAGAAGACUUUGUAUAUUCCGGCAUCAAGUCUCCUGGAAAAUUUGGCCAAACAGGUCUUUCUGCCAUUUCAGUGAACUCAAAUGUCUUUCCAGGACUGAACACACUUGGAAUGUCAUUUGUCCGAGCUGAUUUUGAAGUUGGUGGUGUAAACGUGCCACAUUACCAUCCGAGGGCAACGGAGACAGCGUUUGUGCUUGAAGGAAAGAUUUAUUCCGGGUUUGUUGAUACGAAUAACAAGAUUUUCGCUAAGGUGAUCGAAAAGGGUGAGGUCAUGGUGUUUCCAAAAGGUCUAGUGCACUUCCAAAUGAACGUUGGUGACACUCCAGCAACCAUAUUGGGGAGCUUCAACAGCCAAAAUCCUGGAUUGCUAAGAAUUCCCACUUCAAUUUUCGGAUCCGGGAUCAAAGAUGAGCUCUUGGAGAAGGCUUUUGGAUUGAGUUCUAAGGAGAUUACCAAGUUGAAAAAGAAGCUCGGUCCCCAUUGAUUGAGCUAGAGAAUUGCAUUUUCAUUUUCCUAUUCGUAAGUCUACAGACAUUUUUUUCACCAGCAAAUAUAUAAAUCUUCUGAAUUAUGCUAUCUCAAUUUGGUUUCAUCACUUUGUUUAUUAUUUGUACGUAAAAGCUAGGCAUUCCAUUUGUCAAAUCCUGGAGAUUUUGUUUGUAUACCCGAUAGAAGGAUAUACGCUAGGAGAACUUGAUACAAUUCAAAUGUAGUAUCAUGAAUUCUAGUUC